Messenger RNA from Chinchilla lanigera (long-tailed chinchilla), 1138 nucleotides. Its product is annotated as protein FAM170A-like. The coding region runs from base 310 to 1086 and encodes 258 amino acids. Lineage: Eukaryota; Metazoa; Chordata; Mammalia; Rodentia; Chinchillidae. The record is from RefSeq and is a predicted model, not a curated record. Gene Ontology annotation, cellular component: nucleus. Gene Ontology annotation, biological process: fertilization. The transcript has 2 exons.
UGUAACAUUUACUGAUUUUCAUGAGACAAGCAGAAGUUCUAAUCCUCUCUGGUACUAGCUGGGCCCUGGAACUCUCUGAUGUCAUCAAUAGGUCACAGAACACUGCUGAGACCUCAGUAAUAACUGGUACCCCACCAACCAUGGUACGAUACUGAGCAUUACAGAGGACAGUGAUCUGGUAAUAGAUAGCGUCUUAGGUGAUUUGUUGUUUGUGGAUGUAUAAAUUUCAUUCCUUAACAUCAUUAACAAUUCUCUGAGAGCAGUCUCAGAAUCUUACUUGAUAUUAGUAGUCCUCUGAAGAAUUGAACUAUGAAGCACAAAAAGAAGAAGAAACACCUGGAGGAGAAAUUCUUACAGCAGCCUGGAAAAAAGUCAAAAUAUAAAAAAGGUCUUGAAUCAUCUAAGAUGCUUCUAAGUCAAGAUUUGAUGGAGAUGGGGAAUUCCUCCUUCGUGCCACAUUCUCACAUCCCUUCCUCCUCAGCCCAUAACCCCUCUGUGUCUGCAGCAUCUACUGAGAAGAAAAGAAUAAUGAAUGUUUAUUACAAGCCUGUCCCAAUGAAAAGGGGUGUGGCAGCUUUGGAGGAUACAGAAGAUUUGCAGCCCCCUGCAAAGAUGAUAAGAAUAGGAAAAGUGACCUGUUCUGAGAGGAUCACUUCAAAAGCCAGCCUCCCUUACAUGCCCCUAGCAGGUAUCCUAAAGGAUGGUAAGGACAGUUUGGAUAUUGAAUGGCAAGAGGAAAGGGGAAAGCCUGAGGAGCAGCCUGAGGAUCUGGCCCAGGACUCAGGUCCCAGUGCCAAAACACCUGCAAAGCUGGAGGAAUUGUAUAGUGGCUUUAGGUGCAUGGGAUGCUGCCAGGUGUUCCCCAAUUUGCAGAUGCUCAAGAAACACCUGCAGCAUGGGGCUGAGGAGGGUAUUUCCUGUCUUGAUCUUGCAUUUGCCAAACUGAGGAACAAAAGCAAGAUAAGCAAGAUGUCAAGGAGGAAGAACAAAAAUAUCACAACAGCCUGUAAUGAUAUGGAGAUCCUUUUGUGGUUCUUGUUAUUUUUGGUUUUUUGUACCUUUUUGGUUUAUUAUUAUAAUACAUAGAAACUAAAUCAUUCUCCUGUUUCUGUCAAUAAUAAAUGCGAGGCCCUAACCG